Molossus molossus (Pallas's mastiff bat) is the source of this 1085-nucleotide messenger RNA. It is a transcript of the gene ZDHHC4, whose product is annotated as zinc finger DHHC-type palmitoyltransferase 4. Gene Ontology annotation, cellular component: endoplasmic reticulum; Golgi apparatus. The record is from RefSeq and is a predicted model, not a curated record. Gene Ontology annotation, biological process: protein targeting to membrane; peptidyl-L-cysteine S-palmitoylation. The coding region runs from base 8 to 1039 and encodes 343 amino acids. Lineage: Eukaryota; Metazoa; Chordata; Mammalia; Chiroptera; Molossidae. The transcript has 6 exons. Gene Ontology annotation, molecular function: protein-cysteine S-palmitoyltransferase activity.
CUCCAGGAUGGACUUUCUGGUUCUCUUCUUGUUCUACUUGGCUUUACUGGUGAUUGGUGGUGGUACGAUCUGCAUCUGCGCGAAAACCCGUCACCUGAAGGGCCUGGUCAGAGGAGGCACACAGAUAUUUUCCUAUAUAAUUCCAGUAUGCCUUCAGAGAGCCACGCUAAGAUUGCUUCAUUACCUCUUUCACACACGAAACCACACCUUCAUCAUCCUGCACCUCAUCUUGCAAGGAAUGGUUUAUACUGAGUACACCUGGGAAAUAUUUGGCUACUGUCAAGAGCUGGACUUCUCCCUGUGGUACCUUCUUCUGCCCUAUCUGCUGCUGAUUGUAAACCUGGUUUUUUUUACCCUGAGUUGUGUAACUGACCCUGGUACUAUAACAAAAGGAAAUGAAGCGUUGUUUCUUCAAGUUUAUGAAUUCGAUGAAGUGAUGUUCCCAAAGAACGCGAGGUGCUCUACUUGUGCUCUAAGGAAACCAGCACGAUCCAAGCACUGCAGUGUGUGUAACCGGUGUGUGCACCGUUUUGACCAUCACUGUGUUUGGGUGAACAACUGCAUUGGGGCCUGGAAUGCCAGGUACUUCCUCAUCUACCUCCUGACCUUGACAGCGUCAGCUGCCACCAUGGCCAUUGUGAGCACUGUGUUUCUGGUCCGCUUGGUGGUGGUGUCGGACUGGUACCUGAUGACUUAUGUUGAUGACCUUGGACACUCCCAGGUUAUUGACACCGUCUUUCUUAUUCAGUACCUGUUCCUGACCUUCCCAAGGAUUGUCUUCUUGCUGGGCUUUGUCUCGGUGCUGAGCUUCCUCCUUGGUGGCUUCCUGUGCUUUGCUCUAUACCUGGCCGCCACCAACCAGACCACGAACGAGUGGUCCAGAGGUGACCGGGCCUGGUGCCAGCACUGCCCCCAAGUGGUGGGGGCCUCAUCAACAAGGCCCCAGGUCUACCGGAACAUUCACUCCCAUGGACUUUGGAGCAACCUUAGAGAGAUCUUUCUACCUGCUGCUAAACAUUAUGGGAGAAAGAAGAAAUGAGAACGGGAAGAGUAUUACUGCCAUUUAAAUAGAGUGUAUAUUUAUU